UAUCAACCAAGACUGGUCGCAAAGCUUCGCCGCAACAUGUCCAACGCCAACCAGCCAUCGACGGGCGUCCGAGGCGGCGCCAGCGCCAUCCCGACGCCCGCCAACAAUGCCGACCUGCAGGGAGGCGCCAGUAGCGGCGUGCGCAAUCAGGGCGCCGGUCAUGUCGGAAUUGGAGCCCCCAUGGAAACCGAAGGAGGCUUCCUCAGCCUCAACCAGCAGAAAGGCCUGGCGGAGAAUCACUACGGAGAGCGCGCGGGUCUGAUGGAUCCCAACGCGGCGGAAGACCGAAGUUUCGCGCAGAAGAAACCCGGCGCUCAGGAUACGUUGCCCGGCUGGGAGAAGGCCAAAGACGUGGUGGGGAAUCUUCUGCCCUGAUUAACUGUAUCGAUCGAAACGAGAUCGAUGCGGGUUCACUAUAAAUUUGAUUUACCCCAUCCUGUGCACUUAUGACGGUUUUUGAUAAUUGUUGAUGAUAUAAAAGACAUAACGAAUGCAUAAAAAAGAUUUCUGUAC
Aspergillus steynii IBT 23096 is the source of this 513-nucleotide messenger RNA. RefSeq lists its product as uncharacterized. Lineage: Eukaryota; Fungi; Ascomycota; Eurotiomycetes; Eurotiales; Aspergillaceae. The record is from RefSeq and is a predicted model, not a curated record. Bases 37 to 375 code for a protein of 112 amino acids. The transcript has 3 exons.